Molecule: messenger RNA, 3104 nt
Organism: Corticium candelabrum
Lineage: Eukaryota; Metazoa; Porifera; Homoscleromorpha; Homosclerophorida; Plakinidae
Exons: 5
Coding region: 205-2961 (918 amino acids)
Molecular function (GO): protein binding
Source: RefSeq, a predicted model, not a curated record
GCCGCAGUCAACUGCCCUUGUGAAGUCACUCUCAUCAUUGACCAACAGAUAGACAUCGAAGAAGACUAGAAGACGCGUUAGUCGGCGAUAUAAGAGCGACGCACGCGUUCAAUCAUUAUCACACACGAGUACAAGUCAGACAACAGUGAAAACUGCUACUGAAAGUGUGCGUUUCUGUGGCGGCUGGACGUGCAUGGUGAGCACAUGGAGAGAGUGUGCACGCCGUUUUGCGACGCCGCUUGUCCCGGUGAGCACCAUCCGCUCCUGCAGGCGCUCGUCAAGUGUCCGGAGAAGGAGGUCGGCGUCGAGCAGAGUCCCGAGCUGCAGACACUCGCGCACACUGUGAGACAUUGCGUCGAGAACGGAUGGAAAAAGAGUGAGGAGAUACCCGAGAAGGACGUGAGAUUUCGGUUUCCGACGCUUCAUUGGGCUGCCGUGUUGGGACGGUUGAGCGCCGUCAGUUUUCUCGUCAACGACGGAUUCGAUCCGAAGCUGCAGACGUCGGAGGGUCACACGGCGCUGCAUCGUGUGUGUCUACGGAUGUUCGAGUGCUUUCAGCAUCAGGGAAUCGCACAUCGGGCGAAGACGAAACUGAAGCGAUUAGUCGAGCUGCUCAUCGUCAGUCUCUCCGUGAAGGACAACGAGCGUCUGACGCCGUUGCUACUUGCAUGCGAGAGCUACAUGAUGUCCCAAGGCAUCGUUAUGAACGAAUUUUAUGCAGCACUGAUUUCGAGUAUCGGACAACUCUCAAAGAACCUCCCACAUCACAUCAAAGAUAUCGUUCUGAAUUCGAACAAUUCGAGUGGCAACACGGCGCUCCAUAUUCUCGCUGUUUCCGACAUGUUCGCUCCUUGUCUGUCAACGCUCCUGCUUUCAGGUGCGAACCCGAGCAUUCAAAACGCCCUCAACUUAUUCCCGUUUCAGAUCGCUAACCAGUCGGGCGCCACGCGGAACUCGAAGCAACUGCGUUCGGCGAUUCUGACGCGAGAGAGAGAGCUACACGAUUCGAGUGAGGAAUCAUCGUUGUGUGACUCUCACAGCAACGACAUGUUAGACGAGAAAGGUGGUCUACACACGGUUGUGUUGAAGCAGUCGUCCGGUUUCAAGCCGACGCGGACAGUGCUGGCGCCGAUAGCGUCAGUCGACGCGCCAGCAUCGCAAUCUCGAACCGUGCCGAAGCUGGUGAUUAAAUCAAAGGAAGGCGUGCUUGUUACACAAGAACUGACGCCGUCGUCGAACAGCUCGUUAUCGUCCGAUAUCUUCAACAAUCAUUCGUCACUGGCAGUGACGUCUACCGUAGCUACUAGUCAUGUGAAGAAGGUGCAGCAGCAGCAGCAGCAUAAGGUCAGUGCCAAUCCUCCUCCUCUUAUGACGUACAUGCCGACGGGAAUCGCGUCGGUGUCAUCAGGUGUCGUCGAAGACAACUUGACUUACACCGGUGCCACACGUAGGGACGUUGAGCGGUUGAAGGAAAUGCCGGAGUUGAUGAAACCGGUCGUGAACGUUCACGAGAACAACACGAUCGCUAGUCUACCGUCGACCGCCGUGCUCACCGAACUCAUCGCGAGUCGGAACGGAGAGAGACUCACGAGUUCGAUCGACGAGCCGGCGAUGAACAGGAAACACAUCGAUAGGAACCGGAUGCCGAGCGGCGGGUUUGCGUUACCGGGUAGCAGCUCGGUGGUUAAGUAUCCCCCCUUACAACCGGCGGAUAAACAGUCACACGGUGUACACGAGAAGCAUCAAGUCCAACACACAGAGAACGACGUACUACGACACAUUGUGAGGUUCUCGCCGGGAAACGAGUCCGAGUCUCGACCGAUUCAAACGAGUAACAAAUCGCUAGCUCACGGCGUGUCACACAAACGGAAACACGCUGAUGCCGACGGAUUCGAGCCCGCGGACAAAUCGAGACGAUUUAACGGCACGAGCAACGACCUCGAUGUAACGCAACCCGAGAUGGUGCAAUCGCAUCUACACUCGUUGGAGAAAUACGUUGCAUCGCAAGCGGAAGAGAUGAACAUGUCGAUGCGGCUACUGGAAGCGAGGAAGACGGUCAAUACGACGAGCAGAGAGUUGGUGCCUCCGGUCGUAUCGACGCAAUACGAAACGGUCAAUACGAUCUCGUCGACUCCGAAGGUUGUAUCACUGAGCACGUCGUUUGAAUCGUCCACGCACAGUUUGAGUGAAUCAGAGAGACCGACGAAAGUUGCAAAUCAAAGCGAUUGGCUCCCGGUAACCACACCCACACACACGACCAUCGACAGUACAACAAGUAACGGACUUGACGUGUCACUAUCGUGGGUUCCUCACAAGCACUCGGACGUUGACAACGAAUCAGAGGCUUGUGUUGUUGCCGCUCGGCUGGAGAUCGAACCGUUUGUGAUGAGAGUGAGAGAGAUGAUGAUGACGAGUGUUGACACACGAGAUGUCGUUCACAUGCUAGCAGAUGCGGAGAUCGAUCGUUAUAAGAGAAGAAUGGAGGAAGCCCAGAGAGAGUAUCAAGUAACCGACGACGAAGUCAAUGACUUCGAAGUUCGUCACGGCAUCAAGCUCUCUCUCGUCCGAUCCCUCACAAAGCAAGUCGACACUCUCGGCUCACAAAUCGAGCGUUUCUCCGACCAACACGACGACUGCCUCUACAAGUCUCCACGACUCGAAGACAAACUCUCGAAAGUGAAAGAAGACUUCGCCGAGUGCAAACGAGUGAUGAGAGCUCACGAUCGUUUACAGACCAAUUUCCCUCAUCUUAAGAAAUCAGCAGCCAGGAAGAGAGAACGGUUGAACCGAGUGCCUUCGCAGCUCGUCGCUCAAGUUGACAAAGCGACCAUCACAUCACAAUAUCCAGUGAUUAAUAGUCGGAGACAUAUACGUCGGUUGAUGGCCGACUCGGGCAUGGCAGGGGGGUUAUGCUCGGGCACAGCAGGGGGGUCACCGAUUCAUCAGGCAUCAUAUGGUUGACGGACUUGUUUUGGAGGAUGUAAUAUGGUAUUGUGUUUAAUUAACGAGCUCGAGCAGUCGUUGGACUUUUUACGAUGUAACAAACUGUGAAUAUGUACCCAACAGGAUGGUCGCACGUGGCUUGGCACGUGCUUUGUCUCUGA